This is a messenger RNA of Closterium sp. NIES-67, 3277 nucleotides long. The record is from the annotation of a GenBank genome assembly. NCBI's taxonomy places the organism in Eukaryota, Viridiplantae, Streptophyta, Zygnematophyceae, Desmidiales, Closteriaceae.
CCUUCUCAUUCCUCGUCACCAUGGCUCGAAAAGCCAAGAGAAAGGCACCUCCAAAGGCUGCAAGGCAAGCUGCGAAGAAGAGGGUGAAGGAUGACACCAAGAUUCCUACGUCAGACGCUACUCUCGUAGUUGCGAAUAUUUGUCUGACUAGUGAGGCCGAGGAACAACACGAAACAAAGACUACUGAGCAGUGUCAAAUCGCUGAGGAGGUUUAUACGCCUGCCUGUCCAGAUGUCAGCUCGCAACCUCCGGAAAACACGGAUAGUCAACGUGACUCUUCACGUCUGAACCAGCACAAUGAGAAUGGUGAAGGCGAAGAGAUUGACGAAGAUCCCAUUCCAAAGGUUUGAACAUUCUGCAUUGCUCAAGGCUUUGAACUUUCGAUCUGAGUGUGCUUUACAAUACAGAUCUCACUAAUCGGAGAAGGAACGGGCUUGGAGGCCCUUUUUCAUUCGAAAAACUCCCCCCACCACCUUGAGGCUCGUGAAGACAAAGCAGAAGAGGGACGUCGCAAUCUAGACAAUCAAACUUUCACGAUACCUGCUUCUGGAAGUGACACACCUUGUGUCAGCAGUGGUCAAGCACUUGAAGGCAAUGUUAAGGAAUCCAAGCUUCGUUCCAUAGCGAAGGGCAAUGAAGACAACGUGCUUUCUGCUACUGAGUCGGGAAUGGGUGAGUGUGAUCCGAGCAAUGAUCGGACCACAUUCAUCAAAGAAAAGGAUGCAAACGAUGAUGACGUUGAGCCUUCAGCGGCGAAGGUGAGGACCGAUUAAUAAAUUCUGGCCUCCACAGCGAUCCUUAUUGACGAUGUUCCCUGCAAAACCAGAUGAAUGAAGAUGUCCAGCACACAGACGAUGGUGCGCUUUCAGCUGUUGAGGCCGGAAGGGUUGAGCGUGAUCAAAGCAAUGGCCUGAGUAUGGUUAUCAGAGACAAGGAUGCAAACGACAAUCAAGUCAUGCCAUCCAUUCAAGAGAUCCAUGGAGGCGUCCAGUACCCUGGCGACGGUGUGCUAUCUGCUGUUGAAACAGGAAGGGCAGAGCGUGAUGAAAGCGCUGGAUUGAGUAUACAUGUCGAAGAGAAGGAUGCAAACAACCAAAUCGAGUCGUCAACCAAAGAGGUGGGAACCGACAUACAGGGUUUUGUCCACCACAUCUAUGCUAACUAAUUUCCCUGCAAAGCAGAUCGAUGAAGGCGUCCUGCAUGCUGAUAGUGGUGUUCUUUCUGCUGCCGGGAUUGGAAAGGGCGAGCGUGAUCCAGGCAACUGUCUGAGUUUACACGUCGAAGACAAGGAUGCAAACGGCAGUCCAAUCGAGCUAUCAGUUGAGGAGUCUCGCCAGCCAGGACAUGAGAGUGGUUCGCCAAAAGUCUGUGUUCACUUGGAAAGCAGUAAGCCUUGUGAGAAGGCGCAAUCUUGUUUCGAAGUUCGAGAAAGCACCAUCGGUGGUGAUUGUGCAGGUGAUGAGCCUGCCGCCAAUUUAAUUCCUGAACAGGCUCCUUUAGGGGCUAAACUUUUUGACAUCAGAAAUGAUGAGACCAGUGCUGCUAUGUCUCCAGAAAAGGCACCUUCAGAGGCUAAACUCUCAGAUGAUAAAAUUGCUGAGAGCUCUAUUUUUGGAGAGUUGCUUGUUGAUGACCUCGAAGACCUAAAAUCCGAGGCACUCGUUCAUGACACGGAAGAUGAAGACCAAGUCCCAGCCAUGGUUCCUCAUACAAGAACCGGCACAGAAGAAGCUGCUUCCUUCAUGUCAGAAGAAAAGUACCAGCCUUACACAGAGGAGGCAAUAGUUCUACCUUCGGCCACUCCAUCCACGAAGCAAGGGGGAAGGGACUCAAUGCCGGUACAGAGAGACUCUACAAACUGCAAUCUGUCACAGCCCAGCGGAUGUGAUGGAACCACGAGUGAAACAAGCAGACUUGAUUCUAGCAGCCUUGGAAGCGAACAAGAAGCCUUUGAUCGGCUGGUCAAAGCAUCUCCAGUUGAUCAUUUCACAACUAUCAAGGCAUCUACUUCCACAGUGCUCUUUACGGAAAGAGCUUCUAUAGAGGGAUAUGAACAAGAAGGGAUUCAAGCUGACAAAAGCUCUGCUAUGUAUAUGGGGAUCAGUGCCCUUUCUAGUCAUCACGCUGAUUUACGACAGCCCCGACAACCCAUUAUCCCAGAGUGCACUCUCGUGGAACACGCUGGUAUGCACGAUGUCGUCGUCGAGUUCAUCAUUCUCAGCUGUCAGAACUAAUUUCAGUCCUCGUGACAGGUUUGCUUCAAGAGGACCUUUCUACACAUGUGUGUGAAACCGGAAUGGCCUACGAUGAAACGAAGGUAUGUAACAGUUGGCACCAAAGCUGGAUUUGAACCCUCGCGAUUGUAUUGCAUUCAUGAAUGGCAAAACUGGGCAGUUGCUUGAACAUGAGAUGGGCUCACAUGACCAAGAGCAUCACCUUGGCAACAUGCAGCAAACAUUUCAAGAUGAGGGUGGGGACGAAGAGGGACCCAUGCUGCCCGGAGCCUCAGAAGUGGCAGCUAUGGUUACUGAAUUGUCUGAGCUUCGACACAAAGUUGCUGAGUUGACACAACAAAACGACGGCCAGUGUUGUCGUCUGCUGAAAGCUGAAAACGCUUAUCAUGAGGUUGCAACGUUGAAACAGGAGAAUGCCCGACUCUUGAAGUCCCUGCACAAGAGUGAACGGGUACACCAAGAGGUUUUGGCUUUGCAGCAGCAAAACGUAAACCUCUCCAACCAGCUCCGCGAGGCUGAAAAGGCCUACCACGAUGUCGAAGCCCUGAGGAAGCAGAAUGCAAGCAUGUCAGCCCAGUUGCUGCGCCUUGAAGGUUCACAGCGUGAGGUUGCACUUCUCAAGCAACAGGUUGUGAGCCUCUCUUCUAAAGUGCAGGGUUUUGAGAGAGCGCAGCAUGAAGCUGCCUCCGUGAACCAUCAGAACGCCGAAUUGUCGAAAAGGAUUCUCGAGCUGGAGGCCACGAACGAUCGUCUUUCGUGCGAAAUGUUUGACCUCCAGGUAGAGUGUGCUCAGUGGAAGGAACAGACUCAGAGGUUGAACAAUGCGGAUUGGUCAAGGCGUCCACCACAGUACUACCGCAGGAGCGAAUAUUGAGCGCGCAGUCCAUGGCACGCACUUGAGCACCUUAGUUCUUGGUGCAGUUUGGUGCACGCUUCGAAAAUGUCGGGUCCCGAGCAAUGUGUAGGUUCCUUUCACGUUUGUCCUUGCUGCAAAUAUGGAUUUCAUGCUUGUACUACACCAUUUCAAGGGGGUUGUAGCCACA